CUCCUGUCCAGGUCUCGCCCAGUCCCAACGUCACCAUGACCGCCGACAACGCCCGUAAGCUCAAGGUUGCGCUCUUCGGCGUAGGCCGUCUCGGCUCCAUCCGUGCGCGCAUCCUACUGGCCUCGCCACGCAUUGAUCUUGUCGCAGUUUGCGACCCCAAGCCCGGCGCCGAUGCCUGGGUGGCUGGCAACAUGCCGGCGCGUAUCCGAUUCUUCGCGGAUCCGGAGGACUGUCUUCUGCACUCUGGCGCAGAAGCAGUUCUGAUCUCAACCGCGACCGCCACGCACGCCCCCCUUGUCCUCCGAGCCCUCGACCUCGAUCUCCACGUCAUGGUGGAAAAGCCGAUCGCAGUCGACAUCGAGACUACCCGCACCGUGGUCGAGGCCGCCCGCAAGAAGCCUCACCUCAAGCUCCUUGUGCCCUUCUGCCGCCGCUUCGACGAAAGCUAUCGACACGUCAAGCGUAUGGUGGAUGCGGGUGAGCUGGGUGAGGUUCACGCCGUCGAGACGUCAUGUCUGGACCAGCAGGAUCCAAGCGGGUUCUUUGUCGCGUUCUCCGCCCAGUCGGGUGGCAUUUUUGUCGACAUGGGCAUUCACGACAUCGAUAUUGCCCGCUUCUACCUUCAGCCGACAAUCGGCUGCCCCAACCCAAGAAAGCAGGUGAAUCGCGUAUUCGCUGUGGGCCAAACCGCCGUGUAUGGUGCUCUCAACGAGUUCCAAGACGCGGACAACGGCUUCGCUAUUGUUGAGUUUGCCAAUGGCAAAAUCCUCACGUUCCACAUCGGACGCACCCUCACCAACGGCUUUGAAAGCGCCACACGUGUGUUUGGAACCAAAGGUAGCGCAAUUGUCAACGGCAACUCCACCAUCGACCGCGUAGAGGUGCGCGACGUGCACGGCGUGCGGACCGCCACGACGCCUGAUGCGUUCGUGCUGUACGACAAGAGCUUCCUGAAUGACGUGGCAGAGUUUGCUGAGUGUGUACUUGAUGACAAGGCGCUCUCCCUUGACGCCGACGAUGCGUAUGAGGCGGCCAAGAUUGCAGCUGCGCUCCAGUACUCGUUCCGCAAGCGCGUACCCGUCCUCUUUAACGAGGAGGGACUGCCAGUUAUGGAGUAAUUAUGUACUGUUUUGGCGAGC
Messenger RNA from Cutaneotrichosporon oleaginosum, 1139 nucleotides. RefSeq lists its product as uncharacterized. Gene Ontology annotation, cellular component: cytoplasm. The record is from RefSeq and is a predicted model, not a curated record. NCBI's taxonomy places the organism in Eukaryota, Fungi, Basidiomycota, Tremellomycetes, Trichosporonales, Trichosporonaceae. Gene Ontology annotation, biological process: NADPH regeneration. Gene Ontology annotation, molecular function: oxidoreductase activity; nucleotide binding.